UGCAUUUUUAGAGGUGCAGAUAAAGCUUGCAAUUCUCCUUAAAUGAAAAAAAUCAUCGGAGGAAAAAAAUGAUUGAAGUCAUAAUACUGAAGAUUGAAAAUCCAGAUUGCUUUUGGGUCUACAUAACAGGAGGCAGAAAAAUUGUAGUCAAUGAAAUGGAAUAUGAAACACUUCAGACUGAAAUGAAUCAAUUCUAUAACAAACAUUAUCAAUGUGUGGAUGCCAAGCCUUGUGUACUAGAAGAAGGACAGGUUUGUGCUGUUUACUGUGAGGAACUGAAAUCUUGGUGCAGAGCUGUUGUUAAUUCAAUCAUAUCAUACACGGAUUAUUACAUUGCAGAAUGUUUCCUUGUGGACUAUGCCAAAACUAUUCCUGUGAACACUGAAAAGAUCUGUGUGGUCAUAAAACCAUUUGUGAGGCUGCCUUAUAGAGCUACAAAGUUUAGGUUGUACUGUGUCAAACCAGUAACACUACGUGUCAACUAUUACAAUGACAAUUCUGAGAUAGUGCCUGCUAACAAAUGGGAUAUUGCAGCAAUCCAGUACUUCCAAAACCUCCUGAAUGAAGCCACUCAAGUGGAAGCCAAGAUAUGUGCUGUUGAAGAGGAUAAUUUUGCUGUCUAUCUUUAUGUCACAAUAAAAGGUGAAAAGGUGUGUGUGAACGAUGCUCUUGUUGCAAAGAACUAUGCUUGCUAUGAACUUGAAGAAACAAACCAGAAACGAGAUUCAGAAGGUGGCAAAUCUCGUUCAGAGGAGAAGAAUCCUGUAAGGCUGCUGUGGCCAAUGUUACUACGAGAAUCUAAGGUUUCUGAGAUGGGUGCUGCUCCUAUUUGUGAUAAUUCUGAGAUAGCAGAGUUGACACAUUUCCCAGAAAUUAACUUACAUAAACCAAAACAGCCUGAUGCAGUGGUGCCUGUUUCCCCUUUGAAGCAAGGAGUAACUUUUUCUGUACCAUCAGACAUGCAAACAGUCAGCAACUUGCCUAAGACGAGUACCAAAUUACAGGAAAGGGAGAAUGAUCUCUACGAGAACAACCUUGGGGUGAAGCUUCUACAGUUUUUAAACCCUGAUCCUCUGAAAAUUGCCACUGAACAAGAAACUGAGGAGCUUAAGCUGAAUAUCACCACUACGUGUCUUCCUGUUGUGCUGAGUAAUAAAAUCGAACCUUGUUCAUCUCUAGAAACCGCACCACUGUUUCCAGCUUUAAAAAAGGAGCUUUUAAGAAAGCAAUUCCAAGGACCUAAUCAUGUACAGUCUUACUCCUGGCCUGCAAUAGCACGUGGAUAUGAUUCGCUUAUUAUCUCUUCUGAAAGUGACCCACUUUCAUAUCUUCUGCCAAUCAUUACAUUUUUGCAGUCAAGAAAUUGCUACAUAUCGUUAUCACCUAGACAAGGUCCAGUAGCAUUAGUCAUAUGCCCAGGCCAGAGGAGAGCAGAACUGGUAUUUGAGCACCUGAAAAUGUACAGCCAUUGCUCCAGGCCUCUCCACCCAAUGUUGCUUUUCCUGGGAAUGAAAAAGGAAGAAAUCAAGAGUGUAAGAAUUCCAAGAGGAUGUGAAAUCGUGGUAACAACCCCACCUAUCUUUUUGCGGCUGCUCGAGCAUCAUAGUUUACUCUUCCUUAGGUUGUGUCAUCUGGUGUUUGAUGAAGUUGAUGUAUUGUUCUCUGAUGCCAAGGAGCAGAUACUUACUAUUUUACAAUACUACAAAUCUAACUUGAGCGUUGAAGAAAAGGAGUUUGUGCCACAGCAGAUUGUUGCUGUUGGAAACCACUGGGACAAAAAUAUAGAAGUUUUAACAAAAGAAUUCAUGAAUGAUCCAUAUAUUAUAAUCACCUCCAUGGGAGAAGCUGCCAUAUAUGGGAAAGUGCAACAGGUUGUGCAGCUCUGCCUUGAGUGUGACCGGAUCUCUACUUUACUUCAAACCUUAGAUUUUACCCCUACAGAUGCUCAGAAGACACUGAUUUUUACAAGUUGUGUGGAAGAAAGAGACAUGGUAUACAAGGCAGUAGAGAGCAUUUCAAUCUUUUGCUUGAAAAUGAACCCGGGAAUUGGAUUUCACGCUGAUUAUAUUGUAGAGCAGUGGAACAAAACAAUCAGCCCUGGAACCCAUGUUGUAUUGGUUUUAACCGAUGACUGCACAGUAGCUGCAAAAUUUACAGACGCGACCCGUGUCAUUCAUUUCAGCUUUCCACCAACUCCAAGAAUCUUUGGUGCCCGCUUACAUGGCCUGUCUGCCAACUUCCAAAAUUCAGUAGAAAAGAGUCCAUCACUGGGAAAAGAACAGAGCAAAGCCAAAUCCAUCUUGCUGUUGACAGAGAAAAAUGCCUGCCAUGUAGUUGGAGUGUUGAAUUAUUUGGAACGGGCAGAAGCUUUCAUCCCCCCUGACCUGUACAACUUUACCAGGGGAGUGUUGGAAGCCAAAGAGGAAAAGAGAAGCGGGCAGCCGUUUUGUUCUUCCAUUAAGGCCUAUGGAAUAUGCAAAAAUAAAAACCGCUGUCCAGAUCGCCAUCGCAUUAACCUUCAAAUUGAUGCGCCCUCAAAAGUAGCUGAGGAAGCUCUGCAAACAGGUGGAAUUAUAACAAUACUGCCUCUUUUCAUUGUGGAUGCCACAAACUACUUAGGCCGUGUGGUAGGGAAAUGGGGUAAUCUCUACGCAGCUCUUGAAACAGAGAUGAAGGACUAUUAUCAGGAAUCUAGCAAUUGUACCCCAGUGGACAAAGUGGAGAAGCUGGCAAUGUAUGGACUGCGGGAAGAAAAUUCUUUCCACAGGGUCCAAGUGCUAGACGUGGAACAAAAAGAAGAGCCCGGUGCGUUUUACAACGUUGACAUCAAGUACAUAGAUGAAGGCAGAACUGGCUAUGUUCAAAAUCAACACUUGCUUAGUUUACCGGAACAAUUUCAAGCGUUGCCUCCUCAGGCUGUGGAAUUCAUCGUUUGUAGGGUUAAACCCAUUGAUAACGAAGCCGAAUGGCACCCAAAAGUAUCCAGAUGUAUUAAUGACAAAAUCAGAGGAAAACCACAUGAAGCCAAAGUAGCCCUUGUCCUGGGAAAUACAAUUUGGGUAGAUCCGGUGAUUCGAGUCACUAAACUUCAAGACCUGAAAACUUCAAUCAACGAAUAUAAUAUUCGCUCUGAAAUUCUAUCUACUGGAUUGGGAGUGGACAAUCCCGAGCAUAUACAGGAACUUGAGAAAUUAUUUAAUGAGGCUGAAAUACCCCAUGAGAAAAAAGAAAAGCAUGCAUUAUUAAAUCCCUCCACGGAUGAAAGAAAUGAGGAGGCUGAACCUCUUGAGCAGAAUGUCUCAAAUCCUGCAACUCUGAGCUCAGAGACCUCAAGCAAAGAGCCCUUGCCCCUUGUACAGAAAUCGCAGCACAGCCAAGAUAUCAUCCAUGAUGGUUAUUCUCAAGUAUCUUUAGAAAAUCACUGUGACGAAACGGUGCAAAAUAAGAACAACGAAGACAUCCUGCAGAUUUCGCCUAAAUGCUUCCAUCCAACCAUAAAAUGGUUUGAUAAGCAAGACGCCGUUGUUGUAAAGGUAAAAUUGCAAAAUAUUAGUAACUACAACUGCAGGAUUUUUGAACAGAGGAUCGCUUUCAGCGCUUCGGCAAACGGCAAAUUUUAUUUGGCCGAUAUGGAGCUGCAGAGAAGCAUCCUCAGAGAGGAGUCAACGUGUGUCCUUAAGGGUGACGAGCCCACCAUACUCCUUGUAAAAGUGAAGAAGGAACCUUGGUGCAGCUUGCUAAAAGAGAAAAACCAUCAUGUAUCGUUUGACUUCGAUUACUUGGAUGAUAAUGAGGAAAGAAGCCCAUUCUGCAUAGCAUCAAGUCCUAAGAAAGUGUAUCAGAUUCCUAUAGGGGUGUGCGAAGAAGAAGAGGAGGAGGAAGAAGAAUCUUCAAAAGACAGUGAUUCAGAGAGUGAUUUAUCCUCUUGUUAAUUAUACCUUGGCCUUUAGUCUUUGAUCCCCUACAAGGUUAAAGGAUCUAAAAUAGAUAGUACAAAACCCCUCGCAUGUGCAUCGGAUGCCUUUUUCAUAGUGAUACAGUCUCAGCAUUUUAUUAAAAAUGUUGACAAUGGGACUUCUAUGGGGUGCCACAUUUGCUAUUUAUUGACAGAAUUCUAAGCAUGCUCGUUGCAAACGAAUCUUAACAGCUUUGAGUGAAAUUUAAUUUGAUAAACAAGUUGAUAAUUACAUCAAAUUUAACAAUUAGACCAGGAUAGGUACAGUAUUGAAAAUUGCUUUUCAGUUCCAGUUA
Pseudonaja textilis is the source of this 4251-nucleotide messenger RNA. The record is from RefSeq and is a predicted model, not a curated record. NCBI's taxonomy places the organism in Eukaryota, Metazoa, Chordata, Lepidosauria, Squamata, Elapidae.